Olea europaea var. sylvestris is the source of this 442-nucleotide messenger RNA. RefSeq names its product phosphoribosylaminoimidazole carboxylase, chloroplastic-like. The transcript has 3 exons. The coding region runs from base 77 to 427 and encodes 116 amino acids. Gene Ontology annotation, cellular component: chloroplast. NCBI's taxonomy places the organism in Eukaryota, Viridiplantae, Streptophyta, Magnoliopsida, Lamiales, Oleaceae. The record is from RefSeq and is a predicted model, not a curated record.
CAGGAACACUGACACACAAGUCCAUGGUCUGUCAGAAAAGGUUGUGGGUGUUUUGGGAGGAGGGCAACUUGGUCGUAUGUUGUGCGAAGCAGCUUCCCAAAUGGCAAUGAAGAUAAUUGUUCUGGAUCCAAUGGAGAACUGUCCAGCAAGUGCCCUAUGUCAUUAUCAUAUGGUGGGCAGCUAUGAUGACAGUGCAACAGUAGAAGAGUUUGCUAAAAGAUGUGGAGUAUUAACUGUCGAAAUUGAGCAUGUUGAUGCUGCCACUCUUGAGAAACUUGAGCAACAAGGGGUAGAUUGCCAACCUAAAGCCUCAACAAUCCGGAUUAUCCAGGAUAAAUACCUUCAGAAGGUUCAUUUUUCUCGACAUGCAAUUCCACUCCCUGAAUUCAUGCAGGUGAUCUUAUAUCGAAAAAGAUAUGAAUUUUGAGAACAAAGCUUAUAU